Gaeumannomyces tritici R3-111a-1 is the source of this 2911-nucleotide messenger RNA. RefSeq names its product D-lactate dehydrogenase 2. The record is from RefSeq and is a predicted model, not a curated record. The transcript has 2 exons. NCBI's taxonomy places the organism in Eukaryota, Fungi, Ascomycota, Sordariomycetes, Magnaporthales, Magnaporthaceae. Bases 127 to 1767 code for a protein of 546 amino acids. Gene Ontology annotation, cellular component: mitochondrion. Gene Ontology annotation, molecular function: catalytic activity; FAD binding.
CAGGAUCACCAAUGCAUUGGAUUUAACCUGCUCCGGGGCCGGAGAAGGCCAAAGAGGAGGCUUUCUAACGUCGUCGUACGACGUCCAUAACUUCACACCACAUCGCCGGCGCCACCUAUAUUCAAAAUGGCGAUGAGGUUCACACUCGCGCGUGCGUCGACAAGGCCUCAGCGCACGCAGCUGCUGAAUCCGCUCGCAAUAGCUUCCUGUGUCCAACAUCCGGCAAGGCCCUGGCGGCGGUGCAUCUCGACUGCCCAAUCCGAGGCAGCCACCCCGAAACCUGCCGUCAAGUUCACCAGCGAAAGCUACCCAUCACUCAAGCGGGAUUCUCGGUUCGCACAGCUGACGGCAGACCAUGUAAACCACUUCAAGCAGCUGCUGGGCAGCGCCGCGGUCCUUGACGCCGUGACUGACGAGGCGGUCAGCGACGAAGUCGAUGGGUUCAACAGCGACUGGAUGCGCAAGUACCGUGGGCACGGCAAGCUCGUCCUCAAACCAGGCUCGACCGAGCAGGUGAGCCAGAUCCUCAGGUACUGCAACCAGCACAAGCUUGCUGUGGUUCCCCAGGGCGGCAAUACGGGCCUUGUUGGCGGAUCGGUCCCGGUUUUCGACGAGAUCGUCAUCAACCUUGGCAGGAUGAACCAGGUGCGCCAUUUUGAUGAUGUCAGCGGCACUCUUGUCGCCGACGCGGGCUGCAUCCUGGAAGUUGUCGACCGGUAUCUUGCCGACCGAGGCUACAUCUUCCCCCUGGAUCUAGGGGCCAAGGGUUCAUGCCAGAUUGGCGGCAAUGUCUCUACAAACGCCGGCGGCCUGCGUCUUCUGCGGUACGGCAGCCUGCAUGGCUCUGUCCUCGGACUUGAGGUCGUACUCCCGAAUGGCACCAUCGUGAACGACCUGUCCAGGCUACGCAAGAACAACACCGGCUACGAUCUCAAGCAUCUCUUUAUUGGUGCCGAAGGGACCAUUGGCAUCGUGACCGGCGUCUCCGUCCACUGCCCGCAGCGUCCAAAGGCCGUUAACGUUGCAUUUUUGGGGCUGGAAUCCUACGACAAGGCGCAGCAGGCUUUUCGCGAGGCCAAGGGCCAGCUUUCAGAGAUUCUCUCUGCGUUUGAGCUUAUGGACGGUGGCAGCCAAGAAAUAGUUGCCGAGGUGACUAAGAAUAGGCAACCUCUUGACGACAAGCACCCCUUUUACUGCCUCAUCGAGACAAGCGGAUCCAACAGCGAGCACGACAGCGCUAAGCUCGAGGCCUUCCUGGAGAGUGUGAUGGCGAAGGAGAUUGUAUCUGACGGUGUCGUGGCGCAGGACGAGACACAAGUCAAGGCGCUGUGGGGUUGGCGGGAAGGCGUGCCGGAGUGCAUAGGCCACUGGGGUGGUGUGUAUAAGUAUGACGUCUCGAUCCCGCUCAAGGAGAUGUAUCAGCUGGUCGAGGAUACCGAGUUGCGCAUUCGUGAAGCGGGCCUGCUGGGCGACACGGAUGACUAUCCGGUAGUUGCCGUGCUGGGCUACGGCCACAUGGGCGACGCCAACCUUCACCUCAACGUCGGCGUCCGGCGCUACGACGAGCGGGUCGAGCGUGUGCUAGAACCUUUCGUGUACGAGUGGAUCGCCGAACGGGAGGGGAGCAUCAGCGCCGAACACGGGCUGGGCCUGGCCAAGAAGAAGUACAUUGGCUACAGCCGCGACGGUGUGAUGGUGGGGCUGAUGAAACAAGUCAAGCAACUCUACGACCCGAACGGCAUCAUGAACCCCUACAAGUACAUCUGACACAACGAAAGUCGGCUAUGUGGAAGACAAGAAGAGGUACCACCAACAAAACAUGUGCGCUUCGCGCUCAAGACGUCCCCACCUGCUCAUCGGUUACCUUCCAUUCAUCAGCUAGGUACUCGUCGGUUACCCGCGGAGCAUGAUGUCUGGAUAUCCCCCAACUUAGUUGUGCCCCAUGCCCUCAGCACCAGCGCCUAAGGGAACGAGAUGCACAUUCAGGUAUUUUAAUCCAGAAGAAGAACAAAGAAACAGCACAAGAGAGUGCUCUGGCGGGCCUACGCUGGUGGUGCCAAAUAUUAUAGUUGAGAUGUGGGUUGUUGCAUUGGCGAGGCGAUAGAGAGAGUCUGUUCGCGUCACCAUUGGAGUCAGCUCAAACCUGGCCGACCGGACUGAGGCCUCGGAUCCGACACCACCAGAUCGCAACAAAGGCAGCCACCGCAACUGGAUUCCCCGAGGGAUGGCACGUUCGGAAGUUCCAUUGCCCAGGAAGUCAAGCCAACCUGUCCGGCGGUAGCGAACUACAUAGAUGGCAGCAGCGCUUGGCUGGUUGCCUACAAAUCUUCCGAUGGCCCCCCUUGCGGGAUCCCUCGCGGGCUCUUUCAACCCGAGUCCCCGGAUCCCCAACUAACCACUUCACCAGAUACUUACCCGAGGUAUUUUGCAUAUACUUCCGCCCGUCCUCAGCGGUAGGCACACACGCAGGUAAGCCACGACCGGUCAGGCCUGACCGAGGCUUGUUUUGUCCCCCACCUCCGUUCCUUGCAAGAACUGUGUGUAUGCGACGGUGGCAACAGCCCUCGGUGCCUUCUCUCGCGGGUUAUCUCGCCUGCAUUCUCCCAUCGGGUCAACAUUCUCGCUCUCACCGAAGGAAGCCUUGGCGGCGAGGCCCUUUGAGCAAACGUUGAGUGUCAUAGCCGAAGGAAUUGUCAACGCUCGCUCGUUUGUCUUUUUUUUCUUUUUCUUCUUUUCCUAUUUUAUCGCAUCAUUAUUCAUUUAACUCAAGAGCGGCAGACUGCACUCCGCUGGCAGGACUCGUGCAAAUGUCCACUAUCUCUGCUGGAGAAUCGGCAGGAUCUUCCGAUCUUUACAUUCACCGGUUAACUCAAGACUUGUGGUAAAAUCAUGAUGGAGCGGUGAAACUUGC